Molecule: messenger RNA, 1308 nt
Organism: Suillus clintonianus
Lineage: Eukaryota; Fungi; Basidiomycota; Agaricomycetes; Boletales; Suillaceae
Exons: 5
Coding region: 1-1308 (435 amino acids)
Source: RefSeq, a predicted model, not a curated record
AUGCUGUUUAUAACUAUUCCUGCCUCUAAAAAACACAAGAGCCUGCUAGAGCAUGACAGUGACCUUGAUUCCAAUAGCUCCGAUGAGCACGAUACUCGAAUCGAAGAACUUUCGGAGGAAGAAGAACCUGACUCAGAUAAUGACGACGAAGAUAACGAGCCUGAGCAGUCCCAGCCUACGAAGAUCCUUACACCACCUCCGACCACGUCCAAAAAGCGAAAGCGCGGAACUAAACUAUCACCGUCUGACCCUGACCCUCCGGCAGGUGUAAAAGAGGUCACCUUUAUCACGAGCAUCACCUCUGCAGCUGAGAUGAAGAAACCUGCGAGCAAACGUACCUCGAGGAAUCAAACCUUCGCACUCAAUCUUGACGAGCCUUGGGACACCAUGAAAGCUCAAGUUCUCGUCAAAAUCUCAGAUGCACUCAACCCUGGACUGCUCCGCUACGAGGAUUACGAGGUCUCCUGGUUCAUUCCGCGUGUCCUUCCCAAACCUGGCUUAUCCCUCCUCGACGAGAAAGAUUUCGAUGUUUUGGCAAUGAUCCAACCCAUCAACGUGACAAUUAUUCAGAAGGAGAACCACGAACUCAAGGAGAACGAAGCUGCAAUUGAGCCGACUGUGAACGAGAAAGCUAAAAAACGAAAGGAAGCAGCUGCCAUUCUUCCCGGAAAUCAACACAAGAUUACGAACAUACAGAGCAUCUGUGAGCAUUGGAUUUGCAAGAAAUCAGAUGCCGCAUGUCCAUCAACGCAUUGCUAUGUUGAUUCGAGCACGGACGAACAUCUGCAUCUCAAUGCCGAACGGUUCGAUUGCUGGGCAUCUGCAAUGCUCAAAGACGACGGGACAGCAACACUGGAGAAGCCACCUCACCAUAAGCUCUUCGAUGUUCGAAAGAUCAGUCCUGUACUUCAGCGACGACUGGACUCGCAAAACACUAAAGUGUCAUCACCUUCUGCACCAGUCUUCAACUUCACUAUCGGAAAUGAGGUUCUCGACAUUUUUCGCCCAUGGCUGCCCGCUGCCGCUGUCGCACCAGCAUUAUCCUCCACGUCGCACUCGUCUGACUCUGCUUGUACUACACUCUUACAUCCAUCUCGUGCUCAAGGGAGGGGUAUACCACUUGACGAAUUCUGCACGGAAUAUGACUUAGGCAACAAUAUCCAUGCGAAAUUCGCCGAGAAUGCAUACAAGGAAGCUCGGUUCUUACGCUUCGUUACGAUUUCCGAGUUGAAAGAGAUGGGCUUCCAAUUGGGUGAAAUUGCUGCGCUACGUGAUGCUGUUGAACGGUGGUCUGUCCCUCGUGUUUGA